GUAGUUCCUAUCAUUCUAUCAGGAAAAUUGAGUGUGCCCACUAGAUGUUCGUCUAAAUGUCACUUUCAGCCACACAUCUGGGUCCUUUCAUGAAAGGCCUGUUCCCAUGACAGGCCGGGCUUUCUCUCACGACUUCGUUGGGGCUCGAUAAGGGAACCGCAAACCCCUCGAAAGAUCCCAUGGCAGCACGCGGCUCCACGUCUACCACCGGCGACUGGUAGCGGCGCCUUCGUUUCAGUCGCAAUCUUAGAAGAACCUGCUCUCUUGCGACGCCCAUUGCUUAAGGUUUUUAAUUUCUUCCGGUUCGGCCGGUGUGUCCUGGUCCGACCUCCGACUACGAUGCGGAGCGAGAAAUCCGGGUGGUCCGGUCUGGUUCGUUGCUUAACGCCUUAAACCCCGUGGUUUACCUUUCUAACUUGAGGAGGACUCGCCAGGCGCGUCUCCUCUCCCUCCGCCCGUCGCCGCCGCCCGCGUAUCUGCCGACCCCCGCGCGUCCUCCAUCCGCCGCUGCCCUUCGCCAGCUCUGGGUUCUGUGGUUGCUCACCAUCCAUUCUUGACCAUCGCUGUUGACAUGAAAACAUUCAUCCGUUGAGUUGCAGAUCUGGAUUUUUGGCUGGGCUUCUGUACCAUGUACCAUUGUAGAAGAUUUUUGCCCAAACUAGCCAAAGGAAUGUAUAUGAUAAAACACCAAGAAUCAACACUGGGGAGAGGCUUUUUAGUGACCUCUUUGUUACAUCACUUGUCAAAAACAACAGAUACACAUUGUAUAAAGGUUGAUUAUGUUCCCAGGUGCUCGAUUGCGUCUGAAACUCAUGAUGGUUCAUUUUCACAAACAGAUAUAUUGAGCUUUGUCAAGUCUGCUUUUCAUAAGCUUGAAGGACCAAAUCAUUAUUGGUUGAAUGACAUUGGUGGCAAUACAAAGUCCAAUCAGGAUGGAAUAUUUUUAGUGCUUGUGUUUUCAAUUACCAAGGACACAGACAUUGUUGGUUACAAUGAACGUGUUACUAUGUUUCAUAGGGUAAAAUUGCUACAGCAGAGGUAUCCAGAACUUAAUGUUCUUGCUUUAUGUUGUGGUUCAAUUGAUUUAGCUUCUAAUCAUGCAUGGAUCACUGAAGCCAUUAUGGAGGAGUAUGUCACCUUUCCUAUCUUGGUAUUAAAGAAGGAUUUUAUGAAGAUAAUGGACCAUGUGGGAUUCUUGCUAUGCAAAGGUUCUACUGAUCAUGUUGUUCAUUUUAAUCUGGACAUAAAUCACAGAUUGAUUGUUAAAGCCAUCGAGGAAUGCAGCCCAUUUAAGAAAGAAACUGCUCUUGCUAUGCAGAAUACCGAUGAUAAAACAAGACAUAUGGAGAUUGUAAAGGAACCUUAUUUUAAUUCUCUUAGGAACUUAAUUCUCUGUUAUCCAGGAUCUGUGUCUGUAGAUGAAGAUGGAAACCACAUAUUCAUAUCUGACAGUAACCAUCAUAGGAUCAUCAUUAGUGAUGGUGCGGGGAAGAUUUUGGAUUGUAUCGGUUGUUCCCCAGGUUUCGAGGAUGGUGAGUUUGAAUCUGCUAAAUUGUUCCGGCCUGCUGGAUCCUUCUAUCAUCCUGAUGAAAAUUGCCUUUUCUUUGUGGACUCUGAGAAUCAUGCCAUUAGAAGAGCUGACAUGAAAAAGAGAGUGUUGGAGACAAUUUACCCCGCUUGUGUUCGGAAAAGUAGCAGUAUUUGGAGCUGGAUCCUAGAUAAACUUGGACUGGAAACUAAAGUUGUUUCACAACCUGGGGAGCUUGAUGUGGACUUGAUUAAAUUUCCAUGGUAUUUGAUGAAGACAAGGGAUAAUGACCUCUUGACGAUAGACCGCAGCUUUGAAACUUUAUGGGUUGUGAGCAUGGAAACUGGAGAAAUUAAGAGGAUUGUAAGAGGAGUCUCCAACAUUAUGGAGAUGUGCGGGGACAUGAUAAUGGAGAAAGUAACUCUACUGAAGGAUAUUUACCAGAAUAUGCCAUCAAAGAGACUUCAUCAUUGUCUUUCGUUUGAGGGAAUCCCUUUUGCUGGUUUGUUUUCAUCAGUAGCAAGUUUCCAAAAUGAUGUUAUCUUGUGUGAUGCAGCUAGUCAAAGAGUCCUCAAAUAUCAUCGAGAAUCCAGGGGCAUUUCAUUUCUACAUUUUUCAAACUUAGGAGUGCUUGGAUUACCAUAUUGGAUGGUUUGUCCUCUUGAAAGAGUUGUUAAUAGUGGAAAUGCAGGGAGCUUUAGUAGUGAGCAACUCCAUCAUUUUGAUGUCCUUCCUGGAAGAUGUGAUAUACAAUUUUCUGUGGAUAUACCUCAUGGUACUGAACUCGUAGCACCAGUGGACAGAAGUUGCAUAUGGUGCCAAGCUAGAGGUUCUGCUGCAGAACUCUCUGGAUUGCAGGGAGCAGUAGCUGGCGCAAAGAAGGUUGGUGUUGCUCAGCAGUGGUUUGAUGAAUUGGAUAACCUUGCCUUUUCGAAAAUGGAGGAUGAACCCUGUUCUGAAGAUGGAGAGGAACUUCCUGAGGAACACUUCCAAGUUAAGGACAAGAUUCAUUUUGAUUGUUCUCUAACCAUAAGUCCUGGGACUGCUGAGGUGGUGGUAUCGGCAGUUGUCUAUCUGAAGCCAAAGAAAACACAAGGUAGUACAGAGGAGUGGAGUUUGCGAGCGACAACGCUUCUGGACUCCAACAAGCAUGAAGUCAGAAAAAUGGAAGAAGAUGCAUCCAUUAGGUUGCUUUCAAAAACCUUUGAAGAUGUAGAAGAUAUGAUCUUCAUGAAGCCUCUGCAUAUCAGACUAAGAUUCGAGUGCGCUGACCACCCAGCUGGCGAAACCACUAAAGAGACCAUUUGCACAGACUCCACAAUAAAGGUCCCUAUAUCUUUGAACUAGUUACAUGGUUGUAGUUUUCCAUCCAUUGUGUUCUUCCCUGAUGCAUCUCUUUCUUUCUCUAACAAAGAGGUUUAAAAUCUUUAGUCAGCCGCGUCUCCUCUUCCUGUUUUCCUUUGUGCUUUCCAAAUAAACUAGGGGGAUAAGCAGCUUAGUUGUAACUUACAGUGAUGUUUAUGUUUUGAAACACACAUUAUAUCAUUAGUGUUUUUGGUAACUCUGGGUUUAUAUAUUGAACAUGCAAUUUGUGAUUUGUCUUGU
Musa acuminata subsp. malaccensis (wild Malaysian banana) is the source of this 3133-nucleotide messenger RNA. The record is from RefSeq and is a predicted model, not a curated record. NCBI's taxonomy places the organism in Eukaryota, Viridiplantae, Streptophyta, Magnoliopsida, Zingiberales, Musaceae.